AUGGUUGCACGUUCACUCAACAAAACCUCAUCGCAACAAACCUUUAAAGCAUCAUCUGUGGAGAAGACCGAUGAUUUGGAAUAUGAUAUUGGUCAUUUAAUGUGUUUAGAUGUACAUCCGAUUGAAACUCCAUCACAAGAUCAACUUCUUAACAGUGCUAGAGACAAUGUACAAUUAUUAGUAAAUCGUCUUUUCCAAAUUGAAAAUAUUACACAUGAAGAAACAGGUCUUUAUGCCGAAUUACCUGACCCAGAGUUCCGUUUACCUAGAGGAAAACCAUGUCCAAAGAAACGAGAAAUGACCCGAUUUGAAAAAUACCAACAAGAAAAGGGUCUCCGUGUUAGAGGAAAGAAUGAAAGGGAUGCUUUGGUUUAUGAUGAAGUACAUGACGAAUUUAGACCUAGAUUUGGUUGGAAGAAGGCCAAUAAUGCUGCUGAAAAUGAUAUAAUUAUACCAGCUAAGGCAGGUGACGAGAAAUUCGAAGAUCCAUUCUUACAAAGACAAUUAGAAAAGAAGGAAAAGAAGAGACUACAACUUAAAAAUCAAGUCACAAAUAUCGGUAAAGGAGCUGCUAAGAAGGGUUCAAAUGAUGCUGAAAAGGAAAAUAGAGCUCUUGCUAUGAAAAACAAAUAUAAUCCAACUGCUCCAUCAUCUUUGAAGAUUUCUAACGUUAAUGGAGGUAAAAUUAAUCCAAAGCGAGCACAUCUUGGAAUGAAGGAUGAUUUUCUUAAUGCAUAUGAUUUUGCCAGAGUGAGUACAGCAAGUAUGGGUAAAUUUGAUACACAAGUUAAAGACGAAAAGUCAAUGCCUGUCAAGAAGGGUAUUUCACACUUGGUAGCUUCUGGAUCAAAAUCAAAGGAUGAAAAGACUAAGGCUAUGAAGAUCAGUAGUAGAAUUUUAAAGGAAAACUCCAAGAAAAAGACAGGUCAAUUAAAGACAAACGCCAUCAAUAUCUUCCAACAUUUGACAGAAAAAGAUACCAGAAAGACCAAGAAGGUACAUCUUAUGGCCCAAGCUAAAGGUCAUUACAAAGUCAAAGGAAGCAAGGCACCAAGAAAAGACUCUAAAGAUUUCCAAAUUGCAAAGAAGAAGAAAUAAUUAAAGAAUAUUUC
Molecule: messenger RNA, 1112 nt
Organism: Naegleria gruberi
Lineage: Eukaryota; Heterolobosea; Eutetramitea; Acrasida; Naegleriidae
Product: ribosome biogenesis regulatory protein
Exons: 1
Coding region: 1-1098 (365 amino acids)
Biological process (GO): ribosomal large subunit export from nucleus; ribosomal large subunit biogenesis; ribosome biogenesis
Cellular component (GO): nucleolus; nucleus; preribosome, large subunit precursor
Molecular function (GO): protein binding
Source: RefSeq, a predicted model, not a curated record